AUGAACUUAGGGAGUGGAAUGGACCCCCUUGAAACUGGAUAUAAUUGUCAAUACCUUGAGAAUGAAUUAGUAACAAAUUUCAACAAAAUGAAGGCUGUUGACAAGAUGUCAUCUGAGAUGGAAGAUGAUGCACAGCUCAGUGAAAUCAUGGCAGCCUAUGAUAUACCAGAUGCUGGAGACAUGUCCCUUCCUGCAUCCAGUCCAGGGCCCCUAGAGAGGAUUGUCCCUGCCUCUUCCAAUACAUUAAGUACAGGCCGUCCAGUCUUGGACUAUGUCAUGUCCAAUGUGGAACCCAAGGCGUCUACUGUUCUUCAGUCUCUUGCAUCAAUGGCAUCACCUGCAUUCAUUGAACAACCAACUGGUAUUAGAAAGGGUUCUCAUGUCAAACAGCUUGCUGGACCAAGUUCUUUUACAACCUUGGGUCAACAAUCGAGAAGACACUGUGUAGAUACCAAAGGGUCAUCAUCUUCAGCAUCAUCAACAUCAACACUGAUGUUGUCAUCACUACCAUCAUCAUCUCAUAUCCUUGGGCCGGCUUCCUCUGGACUCUCUACUAAGGUUAUCAAGGAAGAUGACCCAAUGUCAUUGUCAUAUAGCAUGGAUUUCCGCCAUCAGCAUGAAGCAGCCAUUGAGUUUGACCAGCUUCAGGAACACUCUCAACCAUUGCUCAUCUACUCAAAAGAAGACUGGCCCUCACCAGACCCUGAUUUGCAAAAUACCAAUGACACAGGAAUAGCUUUCCAGCACCUAGACACCCCCGAGAUUGCUCCUUCAGGUUCUCUGGGAAACUCACAUAUACCAUCCAAAGGCCCUGUACGUAAUGCAAGAAAGUUAAGAUCAAGAGGAUCAAAGGUGGUAUCUACAAAAACAAAAAGCGCCCGAUCUGAGGGGAAAAAGCAAAAGGAUCCUAUACUUAAAAAUCUUUCGUUCAGACCUUUCUCUUCCGUCAUGACUCCUGAACACAAAAGUUUGAUUGCAAAAGGUUUGUCAGACUCGGAGAAGAUAGAUCUGUUGGCUGAACUGCAUGAGUUGCUCAAAAUUAAGAACCGUGAUUCUAAGAGACGUAGGAGAGCACGUUUGAGCUAUGAGAAGUUGGAGGAAGAGAGACGCAAAAAUCGGGAGAGAAAACGUAGAUCAAGACAGGAUCCUUUCAUUGAGUUUCGUCAUAUCAUGACUGAGGAGCAGAGGAAGCAAUUGCUGCAGCCUGACCUUGAUCCUGCCCGGAAAGAAACCAUCAUGACAGAGUUGAUGGCCGUCAAGAAGUGGAUAAAUAGAGAACAAAAACGAACAAGAAGAGCUCAUAUGACCGAAGAGCAGAGAGCUGAGGAGAGGAGGAAAAGCAGAGAAUAUAAGCGAAGAGCUCGAAACAAUCCUUUGCUGAUGUUUAAGUCGGUAAUAACAGAAAGACACUGGGAGCUGUUGCAUCAAGAUUUGAAUCAGGAGGAGAGAGAAAAUUUGGUGGAGGAACUCAUUGAGCUGAAGAAAAUAAAGCAAAAAGAAGAUAAGGUAAAGAGGAGAGCUAGGUAUUCAUCUGAGCAAAAGGAAAGAGAAGGGAGCUGCAGUAGUGAGAAGCAACAACAGGAAACUCAAAGUGCGUGUGACCAAAGUUCUGUUGGUAUAGCAAAUACUGAUGUGAAUGAAAGGAUACAACCUAAGCAGCAUCAAGAACUUCCAAUCAGUGACAGUACUGUAGGAGUGACUGAGGAAGCAGGAUUUCCUGUGAGGGAUGAUCUUCAAGUGGGAGGACAUAUCAACCCAUUGCCAGAUCCUGGUUUUACAGCUAGCUCUACCGAGGGAACUACCAACUGUGACAUACUACUAGAUGAAUCUAUUGAGCUACUGGAACAAGAGGGCAAUUACAGUAAGCCAGAACUAGAGAAGAUUAAGAACAAAAUCAGACAGCGCAGAAGAAGGGCAAAUCAGACAGCAGAGGAGAGAGAGGAAGAAAGAAGGAAAAACCGUGAGAGGAGCAGAAUGAGAAGGAAGAAGCUUGCUGAGAUUGAAAAGGUUGUUGCCAGAGAGAGGUCUCAGUUUAAGAAGUCACCUUCUAGCAUACCAAGUCAUGUCGGCCAUCAGGGAGGCAGUGGGUAUGAUCCUUGGAAGGUUGUAAAUAUUAAGACUGAAACAGACUCUCCACAAAGAAAUUUCACUGAAAUGCCAAAUGUUUCCUGUUCCUCAAGUAAUCAAACCUUGGAAGUUGGUCCUUGUUCUGAUUUACCCACAGAACCAGCUGUACCUUGGUUGACUAAACAUCUCAUGGAUAGAAUAAGGAUACGAAAUAGAGAAUGCACUAAGAAGGCAAGGGCCAAUAUGACGGAAGAACAAAGGGAACGCGAGAGAGAACGCAACCGGGAGCGUCAGCGAUUGCGCCGCCUCAUGCAGACCCCUGAGGAGAGGUUGGCAUACACUGAGAAACAGAGAAAUUUACGUCGACUUCAGAGGCAAGACCCUGCGUAUAGAGAGAAAGAGCGGGAGAGACAGAGGAUGAGGAAAAAGAAACUACGAGAGUCACCGUUUUACAGAGUUCAUGAAAAUAACCUCUUACACCUGCGUAGAUCGAGGAAGAGGGGUUCUCGGAUGCCCAUGCCACACAGAGACAAUGAGGAGGAUGUGAGAACUGAGGAUUGUCAAAAGCAGGAAUUUAAUAGUUCUUCUUCAGAAGAUAUUUCUCCAGAGGAAUAUGAUGAAAUGGAGGAAGAACUCGACAAGAGUGAUGGCAAGCCUGAUGGGGAAGGGUGGCUGGAAGAUGAUUCGUCAAAUGAUGAGAAGGGUGAAGAAGAGGAUGAAAGUGACAGUGAUUAUGAAAUAUUGUAUCGAAAUUCAUCAGUCAAAGACACUGAACAAGCCACAGGGUUGGACAGAGAAACAAGGAGAGGUAAAGAAGAUUUGAGAUUGAAGAUAUCCACAAGUAUUUCUGGCAUGCAUAAGAUUGUACCUUUAAACAAAUAAAGAAUAAUGUCUUACUAAACAAUAUGAAAAACAUGUAAGUAAUUUGAAUGAAAUAUUGCACAAACUAUUUUUUUUAUUACUAAGCUGAUUGUAGAACAAGUUUGAUUCGUGGGCAUGUUAAGAAGAAAGUAUUCUGUUUUAACAUGUUAGUAAAUCAUUAUCGUCGCUUUGCCAGACAUAUAUUGUAACUGCAAUCCUUUGCUUGGUAAAUUCAUAAUGGAUUGUAAAGUUCUAUGUUAAAAGUGAAAAAAAAGGAGGACACACACAUACAUAUAUG
Messenger RNA from Lytechinus variegatus (green sea urchin), 3226 nucleotides. RefSeq names its product trichohyalin-like. The coding region runs from base 1 to 2949 and encodes 982 amino acids. The transcript has 5 exons. NCBI's taxonomy places the organism in Eukaryota, Metazoa, Echinodermata, Echinoidea, Temnopleuroida, Toxopneustidae. The record is from RefSeq and is a predicted model, not a curated record.